Messenger RNA from Cladocopium goreaui, 303 nucleotides. Lineage: Eukaryota; Dinophyceae; Suessiales; Symbiodiniaceae. The record is from the annotation of a GenBank genome assembly.
AUGGGCCGACGGGCCCGCUCGGAGGCACCUCGAGCCGCAGACUAUUCGCUGGAGAAGGGUGCGAUACAUCGGGAACUGGAUGAAGAUGAAGCAGCUCGACCCUUUGCCUUCACCAUCGCUGUGAAACCUGGUCCUUUGGCGCACAAAGGUGACAAGGAAAAGUCUGGGCGAUGGAUCCUGCAAUUGGCUGCGAGUUCGCAGGAGCAGCGGAGCGAAUGGUUCAACGCCUUUGCGCCAUUUUCCCAGGGAGCUGCGCAGCCAUCCAUGGUACCCCCGAAGGAUUUGCCAGUUGUACAGGAGUAG